This is a messenger RNA of Psammomys obesus (fat sand rat), 2756 nucleotides long. It is a transcript of the gene Pcgf3, whose product is annotated as polycomb group ring finger 3. The coding region runs from base 234 to 959 and encodes 241 amino acids. Gene Ontology annotation, biological process: regulation of transcription by RNA polymerase II. The transcript has 10 exons. Lineage: Eukaryota; Metazoa; Chordata; Mammalia; Rodentia; Muridae. The record is from RefSeq and is a predicted model, not a curated record. Gene Ontology annotation, cellular component: PRC1 complex.
CAUGCUCCAACCGCGGCGCCCCCGACUCCGCACUCGGCUGGUUUCGGGCAUUUCCGCCUCUUUGUUUUAAACUCCGCACGGGUAUUUCCUCCUCCUCUUGGGGGGGACCCAGAGGGAGCGGCGCCCCCCUCCCCCUCCCGGCGAGCCCCCGCGUGCGCCCGCUCGCCCGCCGCCCGAGACGCAGACUUCACAAUGUAGCCCUGAUUCCAGGCUGUCAUUCACAGAAGCCAAAGAUGUUGACCAGGAAGAUUAAACUCUGGGAUAUAAACGCCCACAUCACCUGCCGCCUGUGCAGCGGCUACCUCAUCGAUGCAACCACAGUGACUGAGUGUUUGCACACAUUCUGCAGGAGCUGCCUGGUGAAGUACCUGGAGGAGAAUAACACCUGCCCCACCUGCAGGAUCGUGAUCCAUCAGAGCCACCCGCUGCAGUACAUCGGUCAUGACAGAACCAUGCAGGACAUUGUUUACAAGCUGGUGCCAGGCCUCCAGGAAGCGGAAAUGAGGAAGCAGAGGGAGUUCUAUCACAAGCUGGGCAUGGAGGUGCCAGGUGACACCAAGGGGGAGGCGUGCUCAGCGAAACAGCACUCAGAUCCCCGCAAUGGUGAAACCAAAGCAGAUGACAGUUCAAAUAAAGAGACAGCAGAAGAGAAGCAGGAAGAGGACAACGAUUACCACAGGAGUGACGAGCAGGUGAGCAUCUGUCUAGAAUGCAACAGUAGCAAACUACGAGGCCUCAAGCGGAAGUGGAUCCGAUGCUCAGCCCAAGCAACAGUGCUGCACCUGAAGAAAUUCAUCGCCAAGAAACUCAACCUUUCCUCCUUCAAUGAGCUGGACAUUUUAUGCAACGAAGAGAUCCUGGGCAAGGACCACACUCUCAAGUUCGUGGUUGUUACAAGGUGGAGAUUCAAGAAGGCGCCCCUCCUGCUACACUACAGACCCAAGAUGGACUUGCUGUAAGCCCAACCAGACUCAGCCCACACCCAGAGCUCUACACAGCCAAGAGUGCGGUGGAAUGUUGCCUCUGGGUGCCAUGCGGACCAGAUUUCUGAAUAGAGAAUAUUUAUAACUUUUGUAUGAGAGAAUCCACUCCCAACAAGACACUACCAGCACGCGUUUACAGAAGAUGAAAACACUUCGCAGCUCGCUCGUCUCUGCUUCAGGUCCACAGGCCAGAGAAUAAGUGAAAUAGUGACACGUUUCUACACCACGUCUGACACACAGCACCUCUGCUUGCUUUCCGGGUCUUGAGAAUCUUGAGUUCAUUUCAGUUUUAAUUCGUGGCUUAGGUUUCAUGAUAAGCCUCAGAAAUACUUGUACUUUUAAGUCCUUCCUAAGUUAUUGAAAGUCUUUUCAUGGUAAAUAUUUAUGUUGCCUUUAGCUUCCUGAAGACUUAAGAGAUAUAUAAAAUUUAAUUUAACGUAUACCCAAAGAGGCUUGCACAAUGCUAUGAUUUAGCCAUGGUGUUUAAUCUCCCACCUUCUAGAGUACUGCAGAAGCCCGUUCCCAAGGUUGAGACUUAGGCUGUGCAUUCUGGGGUGGCCUGUGCUGGCUGGGCAAGGCAAGACCCUCUUCACUCCUCAGUGUCAUGUGGCUGCAAUCCGGCACCCUCAGUAAGGCAAACUAAAGGUUGUAUGGCCAGUGUGGCGUUUUGGCUUGUUGAAAAGUUCUUAAAAAAAAAUAGCUUUUUUGGAAAGGCCAUCACUGAAGUUCUUGCAGUUUCAUUUCUGUUCUCCUUCUGCUGGCAAAAUUUGAUGGCUGUGUUUGUCAGUUACCCAACAACACAAGCCAUCCUGUGGAGAGACUAUAAGACACUUAGGAGGGAGCCGCUAGCCUCCAUGUUCCUGGUCAUUGGCGUUCCAGGCUUGCCUUCCUGCUCGUGGGGUUAACAUGCAUACUUUGGGUCCCCUUUUCAUUAAAAGUAACUGAGCAACCUGCUCCCUUGAAGCAACUCUGUUCAACAGAAUUUGCUUUUUCGGUCACAGACAGGAUACUGUUUAACACACACGCCCCUUUCUCACAUGGCUUUUUGUUUUGUUAGGUUAGAAAAUGAAGAUGCCAGCAUAUCCAACUUUAUUCCCUUAAGGGGUUUGAAGGCAGAGUAAGGAGAAGGGUCCUGGGGACCCAGGGACCUCUUUCAGUCUGGGGGUGCCCUCUUGCCUCUCGCACUUCCUGCCCUCCCAGGCCCCACGGGAAUUGUAAAACCCUGUAAUCCCAGUAGACCUCUGCUCUGGGUGAGCAUACGAGGAUCUUGGUGUGUCUGAGGGCCAGGCUUUCUGAGUCUUUGCCUUAGCAACUGGAAUUUUUGUUUGCUUGCUUGCUUUGACAGUUGGGAUUGGGUUUGGAAACACCACUUACUCUUCUACUUCCUCUUACACAUGCACGAUGCCAGAAGCAGCGACUAAUGAGACAGUAGGAAAAAAACAUCUAAAUUAACUCAGUCUAAACGAAAGCAAGCUCUUUGUUUCUAUUUGAUCAAAAUCCACCUCUCUAUUUAAGCCCAGGACUGUUUAGAUUAUUCAGUUUUCUGAGUUAGCUAUUCAUCCAAAUCAUUUCUAGAGUUACUAUACGAGGGUUUUUGCGUCAAUAUUACCUGUCUACCUCAGAACACAAGUGCUGCUGAAGCAUUCUGCAAGACCGUGUUCUCACAGUGCAGUUACAUUAGAAUUUAGGUAUUUUCCCGUGUGGUAAAACUAAAGAAUUAAACAGUUAGAAGCCUCCAAAUUCAAAUAAAGUUGAUUUACAGUUCAGAUCAAA